Messenger RNA from Cornus florida, 2785 nucleotides. RefSeq lists its product as uncharacterized. The transcript is spliced from 15 exons. The record is from RefSeq and is a predicted model, not a curated record. Gene Ontology annotation, cellular component: mitochondrial inner membrane. Bases 174 to 2456 code for a protein of 760 amino acids. Gene Ontology annotation, molecular function: calcium ion binding; ribosome binding. NCBI's taxonomy places the organism in Eukaryota, Viridiplantae, Streptophyta, Magnoliopsida, Cornales, Cornaceae. Gene Ontology annotation, biological process: intracellular monoatomic cation homeostasis.
CCGUCAGUUUUUCGUGUUGCCUCAAACGGCUGACCCUAACUUUCUGUCCUAUUUCUCUCUCUAGAACUCUCCAUCUCUCUCUCUUUCCAUUCCCUCACCUCUCUGCCGGUUGGUUUGUUCGUCGAUUUCUCGACCAUUGGUGCCGAGUCUUGCCGAAAUUAGAAAACUUGGUUAUGGCUUCUAGAGCUAUUCUGAGGAGGAGGAGGCUUGUUUCUGAUUAUCUGAAUGUCUCUGCUCGCUCGUUUCAAAGUUUUCAAAAUCUGGAUCAUGGUCAAUCUACUCGGUAUUUGGUUUCUCGUGGUUUGAGCUCUGAUGCUAAACAUGCUACUCAAGAUCGCAGAAAGGAUGGAAAUGCAGUUUUACAGGUUAAUGAGGAAUUACUUAACUUUUCGGCCUUGGGACUUUUUAGGCGUAGAUGUUAUGCAAUGACAGGAUCUCAUUAUGGGAAUGGAAGAUCAGAAUUUAUUUCCCCAAUGCCUGCCAGGGUGAUCCCGCAAUCUAUACGUUAUGCCUCCACGGCAACAGCAGGUAAACCUGAUUUGGGUAGUGAUGAUGAAGAAAAGGAAGAAUUGGUUGCUAAAAAAAGAAAAGAAGCAUCUCCGCAGGAAUGUGAUCAAGCUGUUGAAGGUCUGAGCACUGCGAAGGCCAAACUAAAAGCCAAAAAGUUACAAGAAUCUCAAAAGUUCGCUAAAUCAAUUUUACGAAGAGUAUGGGCCACUUUUUUAGGUAUUGGUCCUGCCUUGAGAGCUGUGGCCUCUAUGAGCAGGGAAGAUUGGGCCAAGAAACUCACUCACUGGAAGAAAGAAAUUGUAUCAACUUUGCAACAUUACUGGUUGGGUUUUAAGCUAUUGUGGGUUGAUGUGAGGAUCAGUUCAAGGUUGCUGCUAAAACUUGCUGGUGGGAAGAGUCUUUCUAGGAGAGAGAGGCAACAGCUAACACGAACCACAGCUGAUAUCUUCAGGCUAGUUCCUUUUGCAGUUUUUAUCAUUGUCCCAUUCAUGGAGUUCUUGCUGCCAGUAUUUCUGAAGUUAUUUCCCAACAUGUUGCCGUCAACCUUUCAAGACAAGAUGAAAGAGCAGGAAGCUCUGAAAAGGAAGCUACAUGCGAGAAUAGAAUAUGCAAAAUUUCUUCAGGAUACUGUCAAAGAGAUGGCGAAGGAAGUCCAAAACUCACGGAGCGGAGAAACUAAAAAGACAGCGGAAGAUCUUGAUGAAUUUUUGAACAGGGUUAGAACAGGUGCCGGUGUAUCCAAUGAGGAAAUCUUGGGCUUCGCCAAGUUGUUCAAUGAUGAACUUACGCUAGAUAAUAUCAGCAGGCCUCGAUUAGUGAAUAUGUGCAAGUAUAUGGGAAUCAGCCCAUUUGGAACAGAUGCAUAUCUGCGUUACAUGCUACGGAAAAGAUUGCGAUGGAUAAAGAAUGAUGAUAAAUUGAUUCAAGCGGAGGGUGUUGAGUCACUUUCGGAAGCUGAACUUCGUGAAGACUGUAGAGAGCGAGGCAUGCUUGGAUUACGUUCGGUGGAAGAAAUGCGCCUACAGCUCCGAGAUUGGUUGGAUUUAUCUCUCAAUCACUCUGUACCAUCUUCACUUAUGAUCCUUUCCAGAGCCUUCACUGUAGCUGGAAAAUUGAGGCCAGAAGAAGCUGUUAGAGCUACACUGUCUUCACUCCCUGAUGAGGUUGUGGAUACUGUUGGUGUCACAGCCUUACCAUCUGAAGAUUCUGUUUCAGAAAGGAGAAGGAAAUUGGAGUUCUAUGAAAUGCAGGAGGAACUCAUCAAGGAAGAGCAAGAAAAAGAAGAAGAAGAGCAAGCAAGGAUGAAGGAAACUGUUACUAGUCAAGAGGAUGUGGCAUUGAGUGAAAUGACCGAUCCAACAGCAAGAGACGCUCAAGAACAGGCUAGAGGAAGAACUCUAGAAAAACAAGAGCAGCUUUGUGAACUCAGUCGUGCACUGGCUGUCUUAGCUUCUGCAUCUUCAGUGAGUAGCGAGCGCGAAGAGUUCCUGGGGCUUGUGAAUAAGGAGAUAGAACUUUAUAAUAGCAUGGUAGAGAAAGAGGGUACCAAUGGUGAAGAAGAUGCCAUGAAGGCAUAUCGAGCUGCCCGUGAAGAAAGUGAUCAUGCUGCUGAAGAGGAUGUAGGCGAUGAUGUUUCAUCUGCGCUAAUAGAUAGAGUUGAUGCUAUGCUUCAAACUCUUGAAAAGGAAAUUGAUGAUGUGGAUGCCAAGAUUGGUGACGGUUGGCGACUACUUGACAGAGAUUAUGAUGGGAAAGUAACUCCUGAGGAGGUGGCAGCGGCAGCUAUGUACUUGAAGAACACUUUAGACAAGGAGGGAAUCCAAGAACUCAUUAGCAACCUUUCCAAAGAUAGAGAUGGGAAGAUUCUCGUUGAAGACAUUGUGAGAUUGGGCAGUCGAGCAGAAGACGGCAGUACAGCUGAUGCUGAUGAGGAAUAUAAAAAAUAGCAAUGAUCCGAUUUUGCCUGACACUGUCAUUCAUGCUGUAUGGGGUAGAAAGAUUCUUAUCACAAAUUGUUGAACUGUUAUAGUCAUUGGCAAUGUCCUUAUUUUACCUAGGUGGUCUCUCUCCAUGUCAGAUGGAAGAAGUUUUGAAAAACAAUUCAGCUAUCUGAUACAAGGGAUGUGAUAACUAGAGCUGUAAAAAUUAGUGCUUAAUAGGCAAAAACUAAACAAAAUGCAUACACAUGAGCCUUUUUGUUGGCCUCCUACUUGACUUGGGAAAUAUAUACCUUAAGCCCCAUUAAGAAAAAAGAUAGAGAGUAUAUUUUGAAGUA